Mugil cephalus (flathead mullet) is the source of this 4259-nucleotide messenger RNA. It is a transcript of the gene src, whose product is annotated as v-src avian sarcoma (Schmidt-Ruppin A-2) viral oncogene homolog. Gene Ontology annotation, molecular function: non-membrane spanning protein tyrosine kinase activity; ATP binding; growth factor receptor binding. Gene Ontology annotation, biological process: negative regulation of intrinsic apoptotic signaling pathway; epidermal growth factor receptor signaling pathway; cell adhesion. The coding region runs from base 400 to 2052 and encodes 550 amino acids. Gene Ontology annotation, cellular component: extrinsic component of cytoplasmic side of plasma membrane. Lineage: Eukaryota; Metazoa; Chordata; Actinopteri; Mugiliformes; Mugilidae. The transcript has 14 exons. The record is from RefSeq and is a predicted model, not a curated record.
CAGGCUGUGUUUUGGUCCCGGUUAGGUGUACCAGCGUAGACGCAGACUGUCGUUCACCAGAGCAACACAUGUAACAGGAAUUCGGGUCUUUCUAUCUUUUCAUUUAGUGUGUGUGAAAGAAAAAUGUUUUCUUAGCAUCCGGAGGCUCUCCCCCCGACCCGUCAUGACCUCAGCGGGCGGCCCCUCCACUUGAAUGGGAUCCCUCAUCGCGUCUCUGUCGCUUGUUUUGACUCCGACCGUCUCCGCGCCGCUGCGUCCGCCGCUCCAACACCCGCUCCUCCUCGGAUCAGUGCGCUUCCCGUGUCUCCUAUCGGUUCAUUAAUGGUUUGCUGUAAAGUCUGACCGACAGAAGAGCGACGACGCCAAGUCUCCGGUAGCCUGCGCUUCAGGGCCUCGGCUAUGGGGGGAUCCAAGAGUAAGCCCAAGGAUGUAGGCCAGCGAACUCGCAGCCUCGAUGGCAACCUCAGCUCUGGGGGAGGGGCCGGCGGCCACCACCUCAACUCUGCCCAACAGUCCCUAACUCCCAAUCGCAGCCCCAACAUGGAUGGAGGUGGAAACUCGUCAAUGACCAAUAAUGCAGAGCUGGCCCUGUUUGGAGGCGUGGACAAUAACAGUGUCACCUCUCCUAACAGAGUCACACUUGCAGGAGGCGUGACAACAUUCGUGGCUUUGUAUGACUAUGAGUCUCGAACAGCUUCCGAUCUGUCUUUCAGGAAGGGUGAACGCCUUCAGAUCGUAAAUAAUACGAGGAAGGUGAACUGCAGAGAAGGGGACUGGUGGCUGGCGCGCUCCCUGGACACCGGAGAGAGCGGUUACAUCCCCAGCAAUUACGUGGCUCCAUCCGACUCCAUCCAGGCAGAAGAUCAUCUCAAACUGACUCUAGAGUCCAGGUGGUACUUUGGAAAAAUCACGCGCCGUGAUUCUGAGAGGCUGCUGCUAAGUUUAGAGAACAGGAGAGGGACUUUUCUGGUGAGAGAGAGUGAGACCACCAAAGGUGCCUACUGUCUGUCCGUACUGGACUAUGACAACACCAAAGGGCUGAAUGUGAAGCACUACAAGAUCAGGAAGCUGGACAGUGGCGGCUUCUACAUCACAUCACGCACACAGUUCAGCACCCUGCAGAUGCUUGUCAACCACUACCGCAAGCACGCUGACGGACUGUGUCACAGUCUAAGCGACAUCUGUCCUGUUCUGAAGCCUCAGACUCAGGGCUUAUCCAAGGAUGCCUGGGAGAUCCCACGAGAGUCUCUCCGUCUGGACCUCAAGCUUGGACAGGGCUGCUUUGGAGAGGUGUGGAUGGGGACAUGGAACGGUACCACACGGGUGGCAAUCAAGACCCUGAAGCCCGGCACGAUGUCCCCCGAGGCCUUCCUGCAGGAAGCUCAGGUCAUGAAGAAGCUGAGACAUGAAAAGCUGGUCCAGUUGUACGCGGUGGUGUCGGAGGAGCCCAUCUACAUCGUCACGGAGUACAUGGGCCAAGGCAGCUUACUGGACUUUCUGAAGGGGGACAUGGGUAAGAUGCUUCGCCUCCCUCAGCUGGUGGACAUGGCCUCACAGAUUGCUUCGGGGAUGGCGUAUGUGGAGAGGAUGAACUACGUGCACAGAGACCUCAGAGCUGCUAAUAUCCUGGUGGGAGACAACUUGGUGUGUAAAGUGGCUGACUUUGGUCUGGCUCGCCUCAUUGAGGAUAAUGAAUACACUGCCAGGCAAGGAGCCAAGUUUCCCAUCAAGUGGACUGCCCCUGAAGCUGCACUGUAUGGGCGCUUCACCAUUAAAUCUGAUGUCUGGUCGUUUGGGAUCCUGCUGACAGAACUGGCCACCAAAGGCCGAGUGCCCUACCCAGGUAUGGUGAACCGGGAGGUGUUAGACCAAGUGGAGCGCGGUUACAGGAUGCCGUGUCCAACAGAGUGUCCUGAGUCUCUCCAUGAGCUGAUGAUGACCUGCUGGAGGAAGGAGCCUGAGGAGAGGCCGACCUUUGAGUACCUGCAGGGCUUCCUGGAGGACUACUUCACCUCCACAGAGCCUCAGUACCAGCCUGGAGAGAACCUGUAACCGGCCUGAAGAUGUUUACAGAUGUGCAAAACUGAGCAUCUGCUUUAAAGUGCAGGGACUAGUGUGUGUGUGGAUGCGUGUGUUUGUUCCUACAACGGGGCAGAAAGCCGACAUCAUUCUGGCUACAAUCAGUGUCUCUCUCCGACAUGAAGGAGUGUCAGUGAGACGUCAAACCAAUCCAGUCUUUCCAAAGUCAUUCUCUCCAAUAUGUUUUCCCCGAGGAACUAUUUUCUUAUACAGAACUUGUCAAUCAACUCUACUUCUAAACAGGUUUGUUUACCCUCCCUGUGUUUGUAAGGUGUGUUCUUUGUGUUAAUUCCCCUGACUAAUCUUGUAGUUUACCAGCAUCUGCCACCGCAGAAGAACAAGGGAGUCCAGACAAUGAACACUGGAUUAAAGUAUUGUCCUGCUGACAACACUACUACAGGAGAUUUGCUUUUACUACUCUUGGAUUUGAAACACACACAGUCAGACCCGGAAAUUACCUUGGACCUCCAGUCAUUUGUUAACAUGUUGUUGGUCUUUAUUUUUUAUUUUGAGAUUAGACCUUGGUCGUCUGGAAAACCCUAUAUCCAGGCUUCCCCUGUGCAACACUGAGUUAUAGUUAUGUGAGAUUUUGUUUGGGAGUAACACUCUGAAUUCCCAUUAGAGAGUUUAGUCUGACUCAACAAUUUGACAAAUUAUCGCUGUGACCAACAUACAGCUCAACACAAAGAAGAGACGAGGCGGAGCCUGCGUCUGGUUUCUUCUAUUCUCUAAAAACAAACGGCUACUGAUCACUAAAGCUCAUCUCAGGAUGGAGAAGACAAGAAUUCUGCUGCAAGGAUUUUUGUGCCAAUGAAAAUCUCUUUUGUACUCCGUUCUACUGUGUUAAAGUGUAUUUUGUAACUUUUCUUAUAAUGAUCAUGAGUCAUAUAAAGAGAUUAUAAUGUUCCAAAAGGAUAAUCCACUGUUUUGACAUCCUGCGCCUGUGUGCAGUAGCGUCUAGCUCAGCAGCGUGGCUUUAAUGAGCUGAUUUGUUCUCAAGCAUUCAAAUUAAAAUCAGGUGAAUCUUCUUUCAUGUCUCCUUUCAGUUCUGACCUACAUUAGUGUGAUUUUUAAUCAGCGUUUCUUUUCUCUAAUGAGUGCACAAUCUUACACUGGAAAUAUGUUUGUGAAGAGGAUAAAUGAGCUGUUUUGUGUUCAUUUAGGCCGUCUACAAAGCUUUCCCAUCAACACAUACAGUAAGCAUGUAUAGCGAAUGAAUUGGCAUCUUGAAACUUUACUGUAAAUAUCCUGAAUGCUAAUAUUUUGUAUAUAUCAUCCUUAUAAUUUAUUCCUUUUUAAAAUAACUUUCAGCGUCAUUGCUCAAAUCGGUUCAUGGUACUUUCAUGGGUUAAUGACAUCCAAUCAUAGUGACAUUAAAUGAAUAUAUAUAUAUUAUAAAACACUUUUUCAUUACAACAAUGUUUAUUUGUGCAUGUAUUUCUGUGAAACUUCAUAUCGACAGUCCGCGUUGAGGAGAGGUCGCACUGAUCAUAUUUCUUUUUUUGUCAAAGCAGUUUGUCACCUGUUUGAUACUGAUAAUCUACCAGCAUACCACACAUAAUACAAUCAAUAGCACAAAUGUUUACAUAGUUGAUUAUCUUCAGACCCUUUUUGUGCUGCUUUACUGUAGAGGCUGAGAAGUGAGCAGGUAGUCAUGUGUCACGAUUCUUGUCAGAUAUUUUUUUUUUUAUGAGCGCACCUGACCAUGCUCGUUCAGUGGUGUGAUUGGAUUCCAUAAAACACUACUGAUUAAGAUGAAUUAACUCCAUACAGAGGAUGAUGCAGCUGCAACAUAUGGAAGGAGCUUGAUAUCUGUGUAGUGUCUACUGUGUCCUGUGGGCUGCAUUGGUGUAUUGGUCAGGUUUGACAUCAUUUGUUUUCUGCUGUUUCAUUGAAUGUUUAUGAGCGCAAAUCGGGAGAAGAUGCAUGUAAACGGUCAUAUAGUCAGUAUGCAGCCUUGCUUAUGAGCCAAGGACAUUUCCUGUGGGGUUCUGGGUUUCCUUUCUGACUAUGCAGAUAUUUUUAAAAUCUGUGAUUCCUGUAUAUGUACAUAUAUAUAUAUAUAUAUUCUCUUUUCUACUGUAUUCAACGGGACUUUUCACACGAAUGACUAUUUGUAAAAUCCCACUGAAUAUUGUUCAAAUUUGAAAUUACAUUUGAAUAAAAUUUGUAUAUUGACA